UGCCUUGCCUUAUACGCCACAGCUUGCACAGUGCAAAGAUCCCAGCACUGAAUUCUAUGAAGAAGAACUUCAUAAAUGUUGCAGCAAGUGCCCUCCAGGUCAGUAUAAGAACAAGAGCUGCAGUCCCAGCGAGGACACACAGUGCAGUCCCUGUAGACCUGACACGUACACAGCCAUCUGGAAUCUGUCUCCCCAGUGCUUUGCCUGCUCUCCACCCUGCAGGAAAGGAUUUGUGGAGAAUCAAACGUGCACUAACUCACAGGACAGAAUCUGUAGCUGCCCACCCAAUGAGUACUGCAUUUCAAAAUUAUUCGAGAUCUGCAAAAUAUGUAAAGUGCACAAAAGAUGUGGAAAAGGUUACCGAGUUUCCAGAAGAGGCACAGAUAGCACGGAUACAGAAUGUAAACCCUGUCCUCCUGGCACCUUUUCACAGGAGGAAUCUUACAACACCAGCUGUAUACCCCACAGAGUUUGUAAAUCAGUGGCUGUUCCUGGAAACAGGAUAAAUGACACAGUUUGCAGCGACUCAGGAAUAGCAGUUCCCACCGUUCUACCUCGCACUAUUUUGAACCUGCUCCUGACCCAAAGCUCAGCUUCCAGCAAACCUGAAAUAAUAACCCGACCUGUCAUCUUAAACUCUGUACCUGACAUGUCUCACAUCAUCGGAUCAGUAGCAGGGCCAUUGUUAUUGAUCCUGAUAAUCACUAUUUUGGGAUAUUGCUUAGUCUCCAAAAAAAAAGCCCUGGCAUAUUCUCCACCAACUACGGCAGCAGAUUCGCCUUUUUCCCCUACGGAAAAGCAGUGUGACAAAAAAGUAAGAAAUACAGGAUCGCAAAACUCCAGCGGUUCUGAACAGGAGCAGCAGCGUCUCUUGGGAGCUUCUGGGUCCAGCAGUAGCUCCCUGAAUAAUCCAUCCGGAGCUGCAAGAGUCGGGGAGAUAAGUAACAAGAAAAAUGAAAAGAAAGAAACCGAAGGAUUUCAGCAGCAACAUUUAGCUGCAGCAGGUUGUAAGCUUCACAGUGGAGACAGACACAACUCUGCGAGCUCAGAACAUUCUGGUAACGGAGGAACGCAGGUGAAUGUGACUUGUAUUGUUAAAGUCUGUGGCCCAGACUGCAGUUCCCAGUUCCCAGAACAGACCAGUUCAACCAGCACGGCUUAUGGGAACGCUCCCUAUUAUUCCCCAACAGGAGAAAAAAUUCCCCUUUCGAAAGAAGAAAACCCCUUGAAAAAAACCCCUGAAAUUCAGAUUUCAGUGGAAAAUGAGGACAAUUUACUUCAAGACUUGCUUCCAGAAGAAGUUUCCUCUGUGUAUUCAAGAUGUGAAGAUGAAAAGCAGUUAAAGGAAAUUACAGAUUGUUUACUGAGUGACUGAUAAAAUCAAUCAAGUAACUCCUUAUCUUCUCAAACAACCAUGAUGUUAAAUGUAGCAUUCCCUACAGAGACUUGACAUUUCAUACAAAUACAGACACUGAUGCUUUUGAGGUUUUAAAUCUCUUUUUGUCCGCUUUGAGAGUCAAAUGGUAAUAGUUUAAAUCUUUGCUUUUUCUUUUAAACUGAGCGGCCAACUCCUCCCUUUCUUCCAUGAUACCCUAGAGACACCUUUACCAGAUUUUAAAAGGAACAUUUUUCUAACUUAAUGCCAUUGAUUUUUCUGCUGAGACUUCCUGUGAUGGUAAUUCGGGUUCAGGUUUGUCACCUGUCAAGAACAUGGCUGUGACCAGCUCUUCUGAGAGACUGGAAUUAAAUUCAUCAUUCACUCAAUGCUAAUGAAUUAUCCAUUUGAUCUUAAUUUUAGAGCUAUUGCACUCUAUUUCCUAUCCCAUAUCUUCAUGGGGAUACUUUCCCUCAUCCUCCUGGAUAUUUCUUUUAUUAUUACAGUUUGCUUUCACUCAUUAUUGGACGAAACUUCUCAAAUCAUCCUUUAGUAUAUCAAGGAAUGAAAUCUUUUACAGAACUUUUUUUACUAGAUUACAAUUAUUACGUCUAAACAGUAGCAUUUCAUUAGCUGUACAUAGUUCAUUUUAUUUUCGAAAAGAAAAUCUACAUUAAGCAGUUGUUAUUUUGGAGCAGGAAAUAAGUUCCUUUCAUUGACAGCUCUAAAGUUUGUUAUCUUUAUGCUAUGGGUGAUUAAAUAUGCUUCCCUGGUUUUGACCUCAUUUUUGAGGUUAAGCGUAAACCCAACAUAUUUUUGCCCCCGAUCCAGUGAAUAUUAGAGAAGAUCCACAGGAAUACCUGUGCCAGAUAGCUCACGCCCACUGACCUCAGGAAAAGGAGUCUCUCUUGGUGACUGCACAGCGUCAUCUGUAAAACGUGGAAUUGACUCAAACCUCAGAACCAGAAAAUCCUGUUCUCCUUCACUUCUUGCUUGACACUGAAGAUCCAACCACCUCUUACAGAAAAUUAGUAGAGGUUCUCCUUGAACCCAGUGGGAGUCUUUUGGUUUUGGAAGUAAAUUCUUAGGAUCCCAUCUCCCAUAAUUAUAUUUUAUUUAUUUGACUUAACCAACAGUUGUGACAUCUGUAUUCAACCAGAAUUUGCAACAAGGUGUCUGAAUUACAUUUGAGUGAAGUCAUACAGUAGGAAUAACAUUUUUCUUUUAUGCCAUAAAAACAUACUUUUGGACUAGUUGAUGGCCAUACUUCCCUUCCAACUCAACUCUUUUAUUCUACCUCAAGAGAAACAAAACGCAGCAGUUAUUUCUGAGGCCUUAGACUGAAAAAGGACAUUUUAGAAUAGCAUUUAUUUGACAGCUACAGAAGAGAGAGAGAUUUUAAAAAUACAAAUUUUAAACUUCCAUAAAAGCUCUCAGGUUUACUAACAUUAUUUCUGGAACUAAGAACUGGCAAACACGUCUUUAAUUCUGCUAUGAAGAAACCUUUUACAACUGUGUAUUACACUUGUACUCGAAAGUAGUUUUCACAGAAGACUUUGAAAAUGGGCACAUUAUAACUAUUACAAACUAUUACAAAAGCUAAGGAAUUAGGCAAGAAAAGACCCUCAUUUUAUAUAGUGCUUUGAACCUCUUGCACUAUUUUCAUGUCCUGUUCAUCAGGAAUCGGGACCACAUUGGAGCAGCAGUGACAGAUUUUUGAACAAGUUUUAGAACUGUUAAACAGGGAGGAUCUUGUUACAGCAGUUAAUUUACUGUACUCUCAAAUUAUGGAGCUGUGUGACAGAAGGAAAAGCCAAGUUUUACGCUGAAGUAGGAAAAAUGCUUGUGUUUGCUUAUAAAAAAGAACCCUUCAUUUUUAUAUUUACGUGCAUCUUCAAGUUCCCUGAUCUCCCCAUUAAACAGGAUUCUUACUUGUA
This is a messenger RNA of Calidris pugnax (ruff), 3312 nucleotides long. RefSeq names its product tumor necrosis factor receptor superfamily member 1B-like. The coding region runs from base 650 to 1375 and encodes 241 amino acids. The transcript has 10 exons. Gene Ontology annotation, molecular function: tumor necrosis factor binding; tumor necrosis factor receptor activity. NCBI's taxonomy places the organism in Eukaryota, Metazoa, Chordata, Aves, Charadriiformes, Scolopacidae. The record is from RefSeq and is a predicted model, not a curated record. Gene Ontology annotation, biological process: positive regulation of oligodendrocyte differentiation; extrinsic apoptotic signaling pathway; positive regulation of membrane protein ectodomain proteolysis.